Chelmon rostratus (copperband butterflyfish) is the source of this 4077-nucleotide messenger RNA. RefSeq names its product arachidonate 12-lipoxygenase, 12R-type-like. Gene Ontology annotation, molecular function: iron ion binding; oxidoreductase activity, acting on single donors with incorporation of molecular oxygen, incorporation of two atoms of oxygen. The coding region runs from base 1968 to 3650 and encodes 560 amino acids. Gene Ontology annotation, biological process: lipid oxidation; linoleic acid metabolic process. The record is from RefSeq and is a predicted model, not a curated record. The transcript has 13 exons. Lineage: Eukaryota; Metazoa; Chordata; Actinopteri; Chaetodontiformes; Chaetodontidae.
CUAGCUGAUGACAUCACCCACUCUUGGGGCAGAAAUUCUGAGCAUUUUGUGAGAAACUUUAUGGUCUUCAGGUGGUCAGGGAUCAAAAACCGCAAGAGAUAUCAAAAAGUGAGCCGAGGUUCAUUUUGAGCCGACAAAAUUAUCUACGUUUUAAAGUUUGAAUGAAGUGGGAAGAUUUUCGCUGUUUUUUAGUGAAUAACUUUGCAAAUUAUUCACGAAUCCUGUCAUAAGUACAUAGCACACCAUUCCUGAUUGAGCCGCACGUUUUCAUAUAUAGUUUGCGAGGGUUUUCUCGAAACUGCUGGACUAGUUACGCGCCGAAAUUCUGGUGGAAUAUGAAAAAAGAAAAAUAUGAAAAACAAAAAGAGAGAUUACAAUAGUGGCUCAAGCUAUGCUAUUAGUGGCUCGUGCAUUGCCUCGUACCACUAAUAAUCACAACCAUUACCAUAACUAUCAUUUGGUUAAUUAGAGUGUCCUAUUGAGGUGUCGAGCACAGCAGCCCUCCUACAGUACAUGAUGUGCUUAUGAAGUGAACUGGUUGACCUUUACAAAUGCAGAGACAUCAGUCAAUGUAGACUCAGGUAUUAAGCAAAUGUUUAAGUGACACAGAGCAUGGAACUAGAACUCCUACCCCUCAACCCCCGACAGCUAUAGACACUAAAAAAACUGGAAAAACGACAUAGUUCAGAGUCACACCACCAAUGGUAAUGAGAGGGGGGGAGUUCAUCUCAAAAAGGCUCAACGGUACAAAAGAGGCAGCCCACAGAGAAGGAAAACCUGAGUACUGGAGCAUUCAGUCUGCAAUUUACAGGCAGGUUCCACUGAGUGACCAUGGCCGAGUACAAGGUAGAAGUGACGACAGGUAACUUGCAAAGUGCAGGAACAUCGGACCACAUAUAUGUCACUUUAUUUGGAAGUAAAGGGCAGAGUGACCGAACUGAGUUGGACAACUAUGGUAUCGACUUCACAGCGGGGACAGUAAGUUCAGUCCAAUUGGAAACUGCUUUGAUUGUGAUUCCCAAAUUAGGUCUAGGACAUUGUAAUGGUUUUUGUCUGUGCUUUUAUUGAUAUAGCAUAAUCUUGUGAAAGUAGUUGCAUCUAUCUAGUGACUCAUUUGAGUACAUUACAUUGACUUGUAUUCAAUUUACUGCCAUUAACUUUAUAUGGUACUUUGAACAAUCGUGUGGCAAUCUGGUUAGCACUUUAAUUCAAUUGCCAAAUUUCCCAAGAUAUUUCAAAAUAAAUCUUUCUGCAUCCAGCCUGUCACACUGGUUUUCUCAACUCACCAAAUUUCAUUCACACUUGUCAGUCUAACUCAUAACUGCUGUCAAGAGCCCUCAUAUUCUCUGAAAGGAUUUAUUUGUGCUGUUAAAAACAGGGCUUUCACAGCCAGUUAUCACUAUGUGUGCUUUAAUUUCUAUAUUUUUUUCCAGUACAGCAACAACUUUAGAGGACAAUCCAGGCUUAAAUGCUUGCCUAUUAUAUGCUUUACUAAAUAUUUUGGGGUAAAUGUGUUUGUGUUUAACUGUGUUAUACUGUUUGUGAGUGUAUUUGCACUUUUUUGAUCAUAUGCUGUUUUAGUUUACCGUAUGCUAUAGAAGCAUACUUGACUCCACCAUUGUACAAGUCUCUAGUUUUGGAUCCAACGUACACUCAGCUAAUCUUAUUACUAUCUAUAUUUAUAUUCCAAGACAGAGACCUACACCAUUGAUUAGUAAUAGAAUAAAGUCAUUAUUAUUUUCUGCUUUAUCACAGACAUUAUAAAGUACCUUCACCCUUUUUUCCAGACAGGGAUUUAUACGGUGAAAUCCAGUUUGUCUCUGGGGGAACUUCUGCUGGUGAAGGUGGAGAAGGAUCCGUUCUUCCUCCUCCCAGAAAAUGAGUGGUACUUAUCCAAACUGGUGGUGACCACUCCAGAGGGAGACGCCAUUCUUUUCCCCUGUUACAGAUGGAUCUCCAGGGGAGAGAUGGUAGAGCUGAGGGGAGGGAGAGCCAUGAAGGUUUUUGAGGAGAAGCAUCCCCUGCUGAUUGAACAUCGGGAAAAGGAGCUGGCACUUAAAAAGAGCUUUUACCAAUGGAAGAUUAUGGCUGAAGGACUACCCCACGGCAACAGCUGCGAGGAAGCGUCUGAGUUACCAUCUGAAGUUCGUUUCUCUGCAUCCAGAUCAAAUGAAAUCUUGAGCACAAAAGCGAUAACUGGAAUUGAACUCAAGCUUAAGGGGCUGCUUGGCUCUGCUGAAAAAUGGGAAAGCAUUGAAGACAUGAAAAAAAUCUUCUGGUACAAAAGGACUACAAUGUCAGACUAUGUUGCAGAACACUGGAAGGAAGACGACUUUUACGGAUACCAGUUUCUGAACGCAGUCAACCCCAACGUGAUCAAGAGGUGCACAGUGCUUCCCCGAAACUUUCCAGUGACAGAGGAGAUGGUAAAGCCAUUCCUGGAAAAGGGAAGCUCUCUGAAGAGUGAAAUGAAGAAAGGCAAUAUCUUCCUCUGUGACAAGAAGAAGAUGGAUGGAAUACCGCCUAGAACCUAUAAUGGUGAAACUCUGCACGUGACUGGUGGAUUCUGUUUGUUCUACAUGAACCCAAACAACAAGCUGAUGCCAAUAGCAAUACAGCUGCAUCAACAACCCUCUGAGGAGAACCCCAUCUUUCUGCCCAGUGACACGGAGACGGACUGGCUGCUAGCCAAGAUGUUUUUUAAAAGUGCAGAUGUAAUUGAUCAUGAAGCAGUCCAUCACCUCAUGAACACUCACUUUCUGGCAGAAGUUUACAUUCUCGCCACGGUCCGCAGCUUCCCUGUGAUUCAUCCCCUCUACAAGCUGCUGUUCCCACACUUCCGAUACACUCUCCACAUAAACACUACAGGCCGCACCGCUCUUCUUGGACCUGGUGGACCUUUAAAUAUAAGUUCACUUGGAACCGACGGGGUAAUAGAGCUCAUGAGAAGGGCUCUCUCUGAACUGACCUACAGCACCUUCUGUCUGCCAGAGAAUAUUGCUGCACGAGGACUUGAGUCCAUCCCCAACUUCUACUACAGAGAUGAUGGCCUGAAGCUGUGGAACAUCAUUAACAGCUUUGUGAAGGCCAUAGUGGAGUACUAUUAUCCCUCAGACAGAGAGGUCUGUAAAGACACUGAGCUGCAGGAAUGGAUCUGUGAGAUAUUCACACAUGGCUUCUUAGGAAACAAAGCUUCAGGCUUUCCAGCAUGCUUUCACGCUGUCAAGGAUGUGGUGAAGUUCAUCACCAUGGUGAUCUUCUCAAUGACGGCUCAACAUGCUGCAGUCAAUAACGGGCAGUUUGACUACCACUUCUGGGCGCCCAACGGCACACUCCUGCUGCACAAACCUCCUCCAACCACUAAGGGGCAGUCAAGCAUGAAGACAAUUAUGGAGACCCUCCCAAAUGUUGGAGAGACGGUCACUUUUGCUGCAAUGGUGCGGCUACUUUCGGAACAGUACUCUGACAUGGUUGUCUUGGGGGCAUACCCUGAAGAACGUUUCGAUGAGCCUGCCCCGAAGCAGAUGAUUAAGGAAUUUCAAGCUGAGUUGUCCUACCUUAGUGAGGCAAUUGCAAAAAGAAACUCAGAGCUUGAAAUACCCUACACCUAUCUGGAUCCUAGUCAGAUAGAGAACAGUGUAGCUACUUAAGAAAGUCUGAGGGAGCCCGUCUGAAGUGGGUAAUUGUAUUCAUACCUAACUCAACACCUGUCUUGCAUGCUGGCAAGACGUGUUUAACUCUGAAUUUAAUGCACAGAGCAGGUGAGGUUUUAGAAACAUGUAGUGAGGUAUUGCAUGCUGGGACUAGAGGACUAUAUUUUGGUUGUAUGGGGAUUUGUGGCUGAUUUUGUUGUUUCCGACUUCUACAAGUGAAUGAUCUUGUGUUUAACACUAGUUAAGAUGAAAUCAAUUAUAUCAGAGUUCUGGCUCGGAGCAAAGUUCCUCUUUAUGUUUUCUGUCCGCAUUUGAAAAAAGCAAUUUAAAGUCAGGUUUUCUUUAAUGUGUGUUUUUUUUUUUUUGUUUUUUUUUUACAUUCAUAUAAAACAUUAGGGGUUGAGGGGAGAAAUUAAUUAGAUAA